Coregonus sp. 'balchen' is the source of this 34922-nucleotide messenger RNA. The record is from the annotation of a GenBank genome assembly. Lineage: Eukaryota; Metazoa; Chordata; Actinopteri; Salmoniformes; Salmonidae.
AUGUCUACACAGGCGCCAACGUUUACACAGCCGCUGCAAAGCGUUGUGGCACUAGAGGGUAGUGCUGCAACGUUUGAGGCUCAAGUUAGUGGUAAGGAUAUCUCUUAUGUUCUUCAACUGUACCUCAUGAAUAUAGCUGAAUGUCCAAACAUAGAUGCAGUCUGAAUGUGUUGAAUCAUUGAUGUAAAACCACAUGCGGAUAUAAAGCCUUUGCACAGCAACAUUUUAUGAAGUGAUUGAACAAGUAAUAAGUACCCUAUUAUGGGUCGGUUUCCCAGACACAGAUUAAGCCUAGUCCUGCAGUAAAAAGCUCUUUCAAUGGAGAAUCACCAUUGAAAAUGCUUUUGAGUUCUGGACUAGGCUUAAUCUGUGCCUGGGAAGCCAGCCCUAUGUGAUAUUGCAGGCCUUUUGUAGUUCCUGAGAGAACAUUUCUCAGCUUUGCUCUGAAUUGUAACUGCUUGUUCAAAAUCAUCACCAAAUUCAUCAUCAACUCUGCUCAGUGCUGACUAGAAUAUUGACUUGAUGUAAAGGUUCUCCAGUUCCUGAGGUGAGCUGGUUCCAUGAUGGCCAGGUUCUUUCCGCUGCCGCUCUGCCCGGCGCACAGAUCUCGUUCAGCGAUGGCCGCGCUGUUCUGAUUAUCCCUGCUGUGACAGCCGCACACAGUGGAAGAUUUUCUGUGAGAGCCACCAAUGGUGCUGGACAAGCCACUAGCACCGCUGAACUUCUUGUUACAGGUGAGAGAACCAGAGUAUUGUUUUAUGUUAUUUUCAUUAGCCAGCAUAUGCACUGUGGGUUCUCCUAAUAGUUACUAAUGGUUACUACACUCAGGGGUGAAAUCUUCUUCAGGGGUCUUUCAGGGCCUCUUGCUUGUGCCUCUUGAUAAAACAGUGGUGUUGUUUAAGGUUGUUCUAGCUAGCCAAUGCUUUGGCUUGCAGUUUUAGACAGUGUCCUGCAUCAUACUAAAGAGUAAUCAUGUCUGCAAACAUGAAGGGCAGCCACAGAUAGAAUAGUAUUCAUUAUUAAUAAAGCUCUUAAAAGCAGCCUCUCCAAUUGAAGUGACUGACCACAAGUGCAGUAGGCCUAAGGCCCUUCAUUGCUAGCUAAUUUACCGAAUUGUUCAAUUAACAGCACUGAAAUGCAAUGAUGAGAGUGGUAGCUGCCGUGUUGUUUACAUUUUACACAUCCAAUAAUGAGAGCCAAUAUUGAAUCGGGAAAUUGCUGUAUGUACCGAAGAUUGCCAGGUUUUGGAGCUUUGUUUCUAAAUGGAGCUAUGCUUGUUUGUGUGUGAGUUUUUCAGUUUAUGGAUUACAAUAAAAUUGGAUUAAGUUGUUCCUCAGAUUUACGUAAUAGCAAGCUCAAUCAUGAUCACUGUACUGUAGCUAUUCCUAGAGACUAAACAAUUUCACCUCCCACUGGGCAAAAACUGGUUGAAUCAAAGGUGUUUCCAUAUCAUCAACGUACGGGAAUUUUUACCCUAAAUCCAAUGACAUGGUGAAAUGUUUUGUUGAUUUCAUGUUGAAUUCAUAUUUGUUGACAACUCAACCAAAUGUAAAUCGAAACUAGAAGUUGAACUGACGUCUGUGCCCUGUGGACUUCUUAAGGUGUCCAAUCAGAUGAUGGCCAAUCGAAAUAGAUUUCUGAUCAUCUUGCCCCCCCAGAACUGAAAAAAUAUUAAAUGGAAUCAUAUAUCUUACAUUUGGUGGCAGCACUGGGAUUUGACUAGAAUAUUUGGUUGCAGAUAGUUCUCGCCUGGUUGAGCAUGAUGUUACAUUAACCUCACAAUGCUGGUUAGGCCUAAUGAUCUUAAAGUUAUCUUCCCUGCUCUAUCUAAAUAGCAUUAGUGUACCAGUGUUUAGGCCUAAUGUUCUAGGCACAUACUAUUAGCCACUUACUAUUUUACACAAAGCAAAUGUAUGUGCAAUCACCUUUAAAGUAAAACAAUAGGUGUUACAAUUGACCACCCUGUCUACUGCUACAAUUGACCCCGGGCAUAGGGGCAAAUGUAACGUCAGACCAUUUGGAUUAAAACCUAUAUUGCGAUCCAAACAUCUUCUGUAGAGACCUUUAGCCUACAUGGUGAAUGAUAAGUAGAUAGAUGUAAAGACAAAAUAGUGCUACAUUUUCCCCGGUCUCCACCGGUUGCAUUUCCCCCCGGUCUCCCUAGACAAUGGAUCUCUGCGGUGCUGGUCAAGUUAUGAUUUGUACUUCCACCACUUUUUUCAUUAAAAAAAAACAUAUUUUCCAUUUAAUUUAUUAUUACAGCGGAGACCGCGCCGCCCAACUUUAUUCAGAGACUUCAGAGUAUAACCGUGAGACAACGAAGCCAGGUGAGACUGGAUGUUCGUGUGACAGGAAUCCCUACACCUGUGGUAAAGUUCUACAGAGAGGGAGCUGAGAUACAGAGCUCCGCUGACUUUCAGAUUGUUCAAGAAGGAGACCUUCACAGUUUGUUGAUUGCCGAAGCCUUCCCAGAGGAUUCUGGAACUUACUCCGUAAAUGCUUCAAACAGCAGUGGACGGGCUACCUCCACUGCUGAACUGCUGGUUCAAGGUGAGAUAAAGUUGAUACAGUUGAUUUGUGGUGUGUGGUUAGGGGGCGACAUGUUCUGUCCUUAAAAUUGCCAUGCGCCAACCAUAUCGCCUGCGACACAUUUGAGUGGUGCUUUGGGCUUUUGGAAAUCCACCAUUGUAACAGCCUUCUCUGGGUUACAAGGUCAUUCCUGUUUCAAUAAUUUAUUGUGCAUUUUCUUGCUGUUUUGUGGACAGAAAAUAUAGUUAAUCUAGCCGAGAGAGGUGACUGCCUACACUGUAAGGCAUUUUUUACUCAAAUACUUCUAGUAAGUUGAACUCAAAGUCAUUAUUACUUAAAAUGUUUACCUAAAAUGUUUAUUAAUUAACUUUUUCCCCAGCAUGCUCUACCGAAUGUAGAUUUUGUAAAAUGUCUUUUUAAUAUCUGUACUUUUGCAUGAAGAUUGAGUGAUUGAUUAAUAUUAUGUUACACAAUGCUUCUAAACUAAUCCAAUCAUUGUUAGAUUCUUUUGCACCCGUUACUGAAAUGGUUGUUCCAGAUGAAAUGUCUUAGGUAGUCUCCUCACACAGUUCCUAAUCCUAGCAGUCAUUAUGAUACAAAUAUCAACUGUUGGAUAUCCUAACUCUGGCUGGAUUCCAAUAGGAAUUACACAUCACUUUGCAAGCCAGCAUAAUGUGACUUGAAGUAAGGUUGCAAAAUUCUGGUAAAUUGUCAUGUUUUCCAGAAAUCCCAGUUGGAUAUUCCUGGAAAUCCUUCAACCAGGAUUUUUUGAAAAUCUGGGAAUGUUGGGAAAGUUACCAGAAUUUUGCAACCUUAUUUGCAGGCCUGAUGUUGCCUGUAAACCAUGAGUUUCAGGCACCUGUAUUAGGGUAAAGCUAGGCCUCAAAAUAAGGCCUCAUGAAAUAUGUACUGUAUUGUCAUAGAGAGGUUAAUUAUGAUUACAUUCACCUAUUAACUCUACUGGUGAAGGCUACAGAACUGAAAAUGAAUGAAUUCUGUCACUAACAAAUACAGUCAUGGGUGGUAACUCUACAUUCACUCGAAAAGGCAAGGCACACUGGGAAAAUAUAUUGGAGGCGUGGCUUAAUGGGGGUGUUACUCAACAUUUUCAAGCUGAUACAACUCAAAUCUGGAACCCCUACAGGGUCACAGUGACUCUCAUCGGUUUGAGUAAUGACUACAAAAAUAACUUUAAGUAACUGUGAAUAUAUUAAGUGGGGUUUACAGUGUAGGCCUUCAAUGAGCCAGUCUGUCAAUGCAUUGAAACUGAAUGGAAACUGUGACAGGCUCAAUGGGCCCCGUGGGCAGUGAAUUCCAUAUUGACAUGUAGCCUAAACUGAAUUUGAUUUACAACUUGUUGUCAUCAUGUUCAAUAAUUUGAUGGGAAAUUAAUCUUUAUAUUUGUUUCUGUCUAGGAGAAGAAGCUGUGCCUGCCAAGAAGACUAAAACCGUUGUGUCAGCCUCCACACAGAUAACCUCCUCUCAGAGUCGCCAGACCAGAGUUGAGACAAGGGUAACUAGACAUGAAAUAUUACCUAUCUAUCUAUCUAUCUAUCUAUCUAUCUAUCUAUCUAUCUAUCUAUCUAUCUAUCUAUCUAUCUAUCUAUCUAUCUAUCUAUCUAUCUAUCUAUCUAUCUAUCUAUCUAUCUAUCUAUCUAUCUAUCUAUCUAUCUAUCUAUCUAUCUAUCUAUCUAUCUAUCUAUCUAUCUAUCUAUCUAUCUAUCUAUCUAUCUAUCUAUCUAUCUAUCUAUCUAUCUAUCUAUCUAUCUAUCUAUCUAUCUAUCUAUCUAUCUAUCUAUCUAUCUAUCUAUCUAUCUAUCUAUCUAUCUAUCUAUCUAUCUAUCUAUCUAUCUAUCUAUCUAUCUAUCUAUCUAUCUAUCUAUCUAUCUAUCUAUCUAUCUAUCUAUCUAUCUAUCUAUCUAUCUAUCUAUCUAUCUAUCUAUCUGUCUGUCUGUCUGUCUGUCUGUCGAAGCUAUCUAUCAGUCAGAUAAAACACUAAACUUAUAUGUUGUUUUAUUUUCAGAGUACGGAGGCUCAUUUUGAAUCCUCAUCCUCAUCCAUGCAAAUGUGUGUUGAAGGUGGUGUAGUGAGCCAGACAUUGGCACACAAGACACCACCACGUUUGCCUCCAAAGCCAACCUCAACCUCCAAGUCCCCAACACCACAAUCUCUUGCAGCCAGAGUUGCAGGGGGACGUCAUCAGUCACCAUCACCUGUGAGACAUUUCAAGGCCCCCUCUACAGCCCCUGUUAGGUAAAACACUUUAUUUCAAUCCUACAUAAAAUAAAGUGCAACAAUAUCCCACACAAGACAGACAGACAGGUCACCCCAAUCUAUGUAGGGCAUAAGACCCUGGGUAUCAUGUUAUUUUAUAAUACAGAAAUGACCAGGUAUUUAGGCUCCCUAGAAAUUACCUGGUAAUACAGUCAUUACAUUAUAAACAUAUUAAUUACUUAUUUGUCUAUUUAUACUACAAAACACAAUUUUGGUAAUAUAAGAAUAAUAUAAAUGUUUAAAAAAUAUAUUUAUUUUCUCUCUUUGUUUAACACAGGCCCUUAUCCCCUUCAUCAAGACUGUCUGUGUCCCCAAUCAGACCAGUUAAAUCCCCACUGACCACACGCAAACAGGUAGCCCAUGGUCCUGAUGUCCUCCCACCUUGGAAGCAGGGAGACUUGGUUGAAGGUUCCAGCAGCUAUUCCAGCAGCAUGACUUCUAGUGCCACCCAUGUCCAGGCUUCCAUGUCUGCCACCCAUGUUCACAUGGAGCAGCACUGGGAGGGCUCUUAUGGAUCGCAAACGACUGGUGCUGCUGUAUCUGGUGUCGCUGUGAAAGAGGUAAGGAAAUUCCUAUUUUAUAGGGGCCCUUCUCUCAACUCUCUCUGUGGCAGAGCUAUCUUGUGGCUGAUUGGUUUAUGUGCAUGAGCGUUCAUAAGGUUUUUAAGAUUGUGAACUGCUUUGAUUUGCUGAUUAGCUCUCUUUUUGAUGAAACUCACCUAAAUCAGUUUGAAUAUCCUGUCCAAUGAAUAUUUUACUUCCUGGAUGUAUUUUGGGAUCUAACAUGGCUUAGGCUAGGUUGUCUGAAUUUAGAAAGUAAUGCCUCAGCUCCCUAUGUGAUGAUUGCAGCUAUUUAAGAUUGCAUCUAUUAUAAAUAUGGUGAUAGUGACAUACAUGUAUGCAGCUAUUAUCAAUAAAACGUAUAAUGACUUUGAUUGGAUCCUAACUGUACUAAUGUAUGCUAGGAGGCGCAGCAUGAGGUGGAUGAUAAAGCAUUGCUGUAGCUACUGUGGUAUCAGCUGUGGACCAGGCUCGCAGCCACAUGUCUGCUGGUUUUACACCAGAGCCCGGAGCCGGUGCCGGUGGUGCAGCCCAGUACAGAGACACAGAGCACCUCUACUACUGUGGUGUUAAUGUCCACAACAAGGGAACAGGUAGUUCUUUCAUUAAGGACGUACAACCCUGUCGUCCCUCCCUUCACUUCCAUUAUGGAUUUAUUUCCCUUUUUUCUGUCACCACACCCCCACAUUGGUAGACCCCCCUCACGCUUAACAACGUUAUCCCUGGUAAACAUAGACAGUUUUCCAUUUUAAAUUGGUGUAAUUUCCCCCUACCUACAUAUUUGACCUCACAACCAUCUGUGAUUUUGUCACAUUCAUAUGGUUUAUUUUUCACAUUCCCUAUGGUGUGUUGUCGAGCUCUCCCAUAAUGUUGAUAUGUGUUAUUCAUAUUAUCAUUAUUUAUACACCUAAUGUACUGUAUAAAUAUCCUGCCCCUGGCCAUGUUCAUAACAUAGAUCAUGCCAGACUCUAUAGCUGUUGAACCAGCUAUGGCGACACACACUGAUGACACUGUGGUAGAGCACAGAGAAAUUGAAAUCUCUACUGUCACAUGUAUGAUGACAACCAAGAAGCAAGUAGCUUAAAGAUGGCACUUAUUGUUUUAUUUAGUCCUCUGAGCACUUUCCCAAAUCACUCACCUCACCUAUACUGUAUGUUAGCACUAUUUAAGUUGAAGUCACUGCAUGACCCCAUUUUCUCUGCACUUAAGGCAGUGAUUUAGGUACGUAUUUUGCACAUACCGAUUAGAAGAGGAAAAUUCUGUCCCAAAUCUGUUUAGCACAUGUACGAGUGCACACAAAUCUGUUGAGCAGAUCUUUGGUAAUUCGAUUGUGCACCUGCAUGAUUCAUUUUCAAUAUUGCACAACCUACUCAAACUAACAUGAUUCCAUGCUUUAAUGAUUCCAUGUUAUUACCAGGUAAUGCACAUCAACACUUGUUUUAUAUACAGGGGUAUGGAGUUUGUCUAGAGUGUUUGUAAUCAGAAUGUGAAUCUGUUUGCCGUUGAAGUGACUGCUGCCAUGGAUGAUGUGUAUGCUAUCUAUGUGCUAGAUGACAUUGAUUGCUUGUUGUCUCAAAGGUUGAGGGUGGGAAAAAAGCGGAGGAAAAGGCUACAGUGGUUGCUGCUGUUGACCUAGCACGCGUUCGGAAACCAAUGCAUGGAGAGAGGGGUCAUGCUGAAGAGGAAACCUAUGAAUCUGAUUUAAAACAGCAGAUGAUGCUGGCUACUACUGCGCAGCAAGUCACAGUGAAAACCGAGGCUUUGCAAAUACCAAUAAUACCCCCAAUGGCAACUCAAACAACAUCUGAUGACCAGAGUAUUGAUGUAACCCAGGUUUGCUAUCUUUUUAUUAUGAAAAGAUGCUGAUUGCCAAGCUUUCUCAGAUAACUUUAUAUUCAAAGUCCUGCUUGUUAUUCUAAUUUUUACAUUGAGUUUAUUGUCCUCACUCUAUCACACUCCGUUGGUUACUUUAGAUACGAAGAAGUACAGAAACUACUAUCGCCCACGUGGAUACUGCCCUUGCGUCAUCCUCAAUUCCACAUUUCACAGUUUCAAAAGUUACUGUUCCUAAACCUGACCCUAGCUAUGAGGUAAGCAUAGGUAAAAUCCGGCAAGCAGUGGUACACAAUUGUUGUAGUGCUUCAGUUAGUAUAUUUGAUUAUUACACGUAAAAGUUAGGAGUAAUUUCACUAUUUAUUUAUUUUUAAUAAUGAUGUUAUAGAUACUAUAUUAUAAUCCUGACUGUUGUGGUCAACUAUGUCUUCAGCUUUAUGUAGUUCCUGCUUGCCUUACAUACAAUCCUCUCUCUAUACAAUUUAUGUGUUAAACCACACUGAAUCUUAACAGACCAUCCAAUCUUAACAUACACAGACUGCACUGCUGUGUUGUGAACUGUACACUGAAAACACAUGAAUUCUGAAUCACUGCAUUUUACCUCUCAUCUCAGGACUUUCCAUCCAAAUUCAAUAUUUAGUUAAGCAAAUAUUUCCCAUAUACGAAUACUCACUUCAUCCGUAUACUGUACAUCGUCACCCAUUCCAUUAUAUUUUUGAGUGAUCAUCCUUAAUAUUGCUAAACAAAGCAGGCAAUAUCAUAAUGCUUUGUUCUGAUUCGUGAUGAUCAUGCUAUUCUCCUUGGGUUGGUCAGGUUUCGAUAGCAGGUUCUGCUAUUGCCACACUGCAGAAAGAGUUAUCCUCUACCUCUGCAUAUGCUGCUCAAAAGAUCAUCAAGCCCGUCAAUCCUCCAUCUCCUAGUCUCCACCGUAAGAUUGUGGACGUGAUGCCAGCGCCAAACCCCGUCUCCGUUUAAAGAUAUCACAGACAGAUAUCAGACGCAUUUCGACACUCAGUUACAGACUCAGAUAGGCGCUACGUUUACAGGGGGAACGGAGCAAAUGUAUAAGACUUUGGAAACAAAGGUUUGUAGUCCAGAGUGUUGUGCCCUCUAAAAUAACACUGUGUGGCUUCUCACCUCACUGAGUGGUAUUGGUACACCUCCUCUUCACCAUAACGCCGAAGCCACGCCACGUUCUCUUUGUUUCAGAAUCCAUCUGCUUCAUAAAGAAAACCUACCUUGCUCUCCUCUUCUUCCCCUCUUCUUCCUCUUCCCUACAUCUUCAUUUAUCUGUUCCCAACCUGUUGUCACAACUCUUCUUCGCUCUAGGAUUCAUUCUUAACUUGCAUCCAUUUAACCCAUCUUUCAUCACUCCUAAAGUCAAGUUCAGAUACUGUACUGCAUGUGACUUUUUGUGACUUCUAUGCAUUUUCCACAGAUUGUUGAGACUGCAGUAGUCCCAUCCCUUGCAGAAGAGCCAGUUGUGCCACCUACUCUUGUAGCUGUAAGUAUUUCUCUAGUGGCUUUAUUUCAGAUCAUAUAAGUUAUUGUUGUCUAUUCAGGCAUCCUUUCCAACUCCAUCUAUGUCACCUAUGUCAAUAUUUGUUAAUUUAUUUUUUGAAAUAUCUUUUUUUAGGGCUUGAAGAACUUGAAUGUGACUGAGGGUGAAUCUGUGACUCUGGAAUGCCAGAUCACUGGUCACCCUGCCCCUGGCAUCAUGUGGUUCAGAGAGGACUACAGAAUUGAGAGCUCCAUUGACUUCCAGAUCACUUAUGAGAGUAAAUGUGCCCGUCUGGUCAUCCGCGAGGCCUUCACAGAAGACAGCGGUCGCUUCACUUGCACUGCUACUAGCAAAGCAGGAACUAUCAGCACAUCCUGCUACCUGCUUGUCAAAGGUAAACAGGCAGUUUAGUUUUUUACAUUUCUGUCUACAAUGACUACUUACUGUUGAGGUCGAAUACUGUACUGCCAAAUGGUUAAUUGGGUGUAUUGGUUUAUGAAAGUGCUAAUACUUGUAUACAUUUCUUCCUUCUAGUAACUGAGGAGAUUGAGACCUGGGAAGAGAUGACAGAAGGGAUGACACAGCAGGAAACGAUGACACAGCAGGGAACUGCCACUGUGUUUAAAGAGAAACAGUGGGUGCUAACUAUUUUCUACCACUACAUUUGGAAACUCUUGGCAGGUAUAGUUAAGUAUUGUGUGCUAGAUGUUGACAAGGGAAAACAGAAUAAUUAUAUGCUCUUCAUCAUACAUUAUAUGAACCAGAACCACCAAGUACAGCACGUGCCAUUUCUGACAGCAGUUUCCCUUCCUACCACUCAGUGUAAUGGUCCUGUGUAGCUCAGUUGGUAGAGCAUGGCGCUUGCAACGCCAGGGUUGUGGGUUCGAUUCCCACGGGGGGCCAGUAUGAAAAAUGUAUGCACUCACUAACUGUAAGUCGCUCUGGAUAAGAGCGUCUGCUAAAUGACUAAAAUCUCAAAAUUAUGAAAUCAAUCACCAGCAGAUCAUAGUGAAUCUUCACUGUUUGAGUUUUGCAAAUGGGGAUGAAAGAAGUUGGUGUAAUCCUAUUUCAGAUUCAUUAGUAGAGGGUCCACACUCAAAAUAUAGAUUUUCAAGGUUCUUUUAGGCUCAUUUAUUCAUUAAGGCAACAAGAGACAAGAACAAACGUUUCGAUUUUUCGACUGUAAGGCCAUCGUCAGUCUAAUCUUAUUACAGACACUUUCUGAGAUUACGUUUGCCCUAAUUACUUUAUAUUUCCAAUGUCCUUCUAGCUUUGCUAUUGAAGCAAAGGAGGAGACCAUGUCAGUAGAUACUGCAGAUGCCGUCGCUCCCUUCUUCGUCAAGAAGCCAACUGUACAGAAGUUGGUGGAGGGCGGAAGAGUUGUCUUUGAGUGCCAGAUCGGAGGCAGCCCCAAGCCCCACAUUAUCUGGAAGAAGAGUGGAGUGCCCCUUACUACUGGAUACAGGUAGCCUACUUGUAACACAUUUUAAAUGAUUCUCUAUUUUGCAUUUGUAAGACAGAGUGUAUUGAUAAUUGAUUGUACUGUUUACAAUAUAUUACGUAUUCAUCCAUUAGAUAUAAAGUCCACUACAAUAACGAGAGGGGAGUGUGUAAAUUGGAGAUCUCCAUGACGUUUGCUGAUGAUGCUGGAGAGUACUCCAUCUUUGCCAGGAACCAGCUUGGAGAAGCAUCUGCCUCAGCUGGUCUGCUGGAGGAAGGUCAGUCUCUUUAAUCACAAUGUUGUUUAAUUUCAGUAAUCCAAAUCCAGUAAUAUGAUGCAUCCUAAAUGGUACUCUGUUCCUUACAUACAGCCCUAUGGCCCUUGGUCAAAAGUAGUGCAUUAUAAAGGGAAUAGGGUGCCAUUUUGGACAUACUCAUUGUCUUUAUCUUGGUUCGUGAAACCAGAUCAUAAUGUUUUAACUUUUGUUUAUACAUUGUAUAUUUUGUUUACAGGAGAAUAUGAAGAAUACAUGAAGAAACAUGAAAUGACCUAUAAGACUGAAGUGACUACAACGGUGCAGGCGGAUGUUCCCCCUGUUGUUGUGAGCGAAUAUGACGAGGACCAGAAGUACAUCCAGAGGAUGGCACAGAUGCAAAGCUUUGUUUCAACACAGGUAUUUGGAUGUAUAAAAAACGAUACACUAACCUGGGUACCAGACUGUUUGUGCCAUCAUGCCACUCCUUGUCAUGCCAAAUGACAUGGAGUACAAUGAGUGGAAUGUUAGCACAAAUAGACUGGUACCCAGGCUAGCAAUACGCUAUCAUUGUGACGUUAUGGCAUUUGAUUUGUUCUCAGCCAACAACAUGCUUUAUUCCAAUGUGUUGAACUUUUUUACAGGAACUCCAGAUUUCUUCCUUUGAGGAGAGGAUUAUCCACGAGAUUGAGUUCCACAUCCUGCAGAUUACCUACCAACAAAUUGUGAAAGAGGAUCGGGAAGAGAUGGUGACUUGUGCAGACCAUGAGACUGUACAGUCAGUCUUUAGCACUCCAGUUAAAAACUACAGGAUCAUGGAAGGAAUGGGGGUCACUUUCCACUGCAAAAUGGCUGGAACUCCACUGCCCAAGGUAGUAAAGAAACCAUGUAUUUUAAUUUGAUAUUAACUGUCCAUUCCACUUCAUAUAAAAUGUUGUAUAUUUGAUAUAUUCAUCAAACUUUUCUUGUCUCUCAAAAGAUCGUAUGGUACAAAGAUGGCAAGCGUAUCCAUCAUGGCGGCCGUUACCAGAUGGAGAGUCUUCAGGAUGGUAGAGCCAGCCUGCGUCUUCCUGUGGUGCUGCCAGAGGAUGAAGGUGUUUACACAGCAUUUGCCAGCAACAUGAGGGGCAACUCUGUGAGCUCUGGGAAACUGUAUGUGGAGCCCACUGCCAUUGCAGUAGCUCCACGUUACACGCCUGAACCUCAGGCAAUGCAGAGAAUUAGGUGAGAUUUUUAUUACCAAAUGUAUUUUAAUGUAUAUUUGUUUUAACAUAGCCAUCAUAAAACUUUCCAAGUAUCACUGAUUUUGGUAUUUAUUUGCUCAGGUCCCAGUCCCCAAGAUCUCUGAGAUGCUCUCCCGGACGCUCUACUAGUCGCUCUCCAGCACGCUCCCCUGCACGCAGGCUUGAUGACACUGAUGAAAGUCAGCUGGAGAGACUGUACAAGCCUGUGUUUGUCUUGAAGCCACAGACAUUCAAGUGUGCUGAAGGGCAGACUGCCAGAUUUGACCUGAAAGUAGUUGGUAGACCCAUGCCUGACACCUUCUGGUUCCACAAUGGUAAGUGAUGUGAAAACAUGUUCUCUUCUCUUGAAGCAUAGCACAUCAUGUAACUCGUUUUAUUCCUCUCUUUGUUUUCUUCUUUUCAGGACAACAAGUUGUCAAUGAUUACACACACAAGAUAGUUGUGAAGGAAGAUGGAACUCAGUCACUGAUUGUGGUUCCAGCCAUGCCCAAAGACUCUGGAGAGUGGACGGUAGUUGCUCAAAACAGAGCUGGAAAAAGCUCUGUGUCCAUAACACUUACAGUUGAUGGUAAGAUCUUUGUAUCGUAUGUGGUAUACUCAUUUUAAAGCUAAAAAUGAAUUAUCAGUUUGUUUCGAUACAUCAUAUACCAGGGCUGUUCAAUGUCGGUCCUGGAGGGCCGAAACACUCUGGUUUUCAUCCUCUCCUUCUAAUAAGGGAUUAAUUCAGACCUGGGACACCAGGUGAGUGCAAUUAACUACCAGGUAGAAACAAAAAACAGAAGUGUUGCAGCCCUCCAGGGCCAGAAAUGAAAAGCCCUGUCAUAUACAGUGCAUUCGGAAAGUAUUCAGAUCCCUUGACUUUUUCCACAUUUUGUUACAUUACAGCCUUGUUCUAAAAUUGAUUAAAACAUUUUUUUCCCUCAUCAAUUUACACACAAUACCCCAUAAUGACAAAGUGAAAACAGGUUUUUAGAAAUUUUUGCAAAUUUAUAAAACCUAAAAUACCUUAUUUACAUAAGUAUUCAGACCCUUUGCUAUGAUACUCGAAAUUGAGCUCAGGUGCAUCCUGUUUCCAUUGAUCAUCCUUGAGAUGUUUCUACAACUUGAUUGGAGUCCACCUGUGGUAAAUUCAAUUGAUUGGACAUGAUUUGGAAAGGCACACACCUGUCUGUAUAAGGUCCCACAGUUGACAGUGCAUGUCAGAGCAAAAACCAAGCCAUGAGGUCGAAGGAAUUGUCUGUAGAGCUCCGAGACAGGAUUGUGUCGAGGCACAGAUCUGGGGAAGGCUACCAAAAAAAUUCUGCAGCAUUGAAGGUCCCCAAGAACACAGUGGCCUCCAUCAUUCUUAAAUGGAAGAAGUUUGGAACCACCAAGACUCUUCCGAGAGCUGGCCGCCCAGCCAAACUGAGCAAUCGGGGGAGAAGGGCCUUGAUCAGGGAGGUGACCAAGAACCCGAUGGUCACUCUGACAUGGCUCCAGAGUUCCUCUGUGAAGAUGGGAGGAUCUUCCAGAAGGACAACCAUCUCUGCAGCACUCCACCAAUUAGGCCUUUAUGGUAGCGUGGCCAGACGGAAGCCACUCCUCAGUAAAAGGCGCAUUACAGCCCGCUUGGAGUUUACCAAAAGGCACCUAAAGACUCUCAGACCAUGAGAAACAAGAUUCUCUGGUCUGCUGAAACCAAGAUUGAACUCUUUGGCCUGAAUGCCAAGUGUCAUGUCUGGAGGAAACCUGGCACCAUCCCUAUGGUGAAGCAUGGUGGUGGCAGCAUCAUACUGUUGGUAUGUUUUUCAGUGGCAGGGACUGGGAGACUAGUCAGGAUAGAGGGAAAGAUGAACAGAGCAAAGUACAGAUAGAUCCUUGAUGAAAACCUGCUUCAGAGUGCUCAGGACCUCAGACUGGGGUGAAGGUUCACCUUCCAACAGGACAACGACCCUAAGCACACAGCCAAGACAACGCAGGAGUGGCUUCGGGACAAGUAUCUGAAUGUCCUUGAGUGGCCCAGCCAGAGCCUGAACUUGAACCUGAUCGAACAUCUCUGGAGAGAACUGAAAAUAGUUGUGCAGUGUCACUACCCAUCCAACCUGAGAGAGCUUGAGAGGAUCUGCAGAGAGGAAUGGGAGAAACUCUCCAAAUACAGGUGUGCCAAGCUUAUAGUGUCAUACCCAAGAAGGCUCGAGGCUGUAAUCGCUGCCAAAGGUGCUUCAACAAAGUACUGAGUAAAGGGUCUGAAUACUUAUGUUAAUGUGAUAUUUCAGUUGUUGUUUUUAUUAUAAAUGUGCAAACAUUUAUAAAAACCUGUUUUGCUUUGUCAUUAUGGGGUAUUGUGUGUAGAUUGAUGAGAAGAAGAAAAAACUAUUAAAUCAAUUUUAGAAUAAGGCUGUAACGUAACAAAAUGUGGAAAAAGUCAAGGGGUCUGAAUACUUUCUGAAUGCACUGUACCAUUGUUGACUAAUAGCAUUGUCCUCAUAUGUGUUUCUCCAUGUACAGCUAAAGAAAAGCUGGUCAGACCCCAGUUUAUUGAGAAACUGAAGAACGUCAGUGUGAAGAAAGGCACCCUGGUUGAGUUGGCUGUCAAAGCCAUCGGAAACCCCCUGCCUGACAUUGUUUGGCUGAAAAACAGUGACAUCAUCUCCCCACAGAAGCACCCAAAUAUUAAGUAUGUGUUUUGCCCCACCUGUUAUCACAAUGUGAACAUGCCUAUGAUAUACAUCAUGUGCACCAAAUACCUCUCCAGUCCUUAUGAUAUGUACAUUUGUUACUAUCUUUAUAUUACAAGGUUGUACUUAAUGCUGAUUUACUAACAAUUAUGUCUGUUGUAGGAUUGAGGGCCUCAAGGGACAAGCCAAAUUCCAUAUCCCACAGUCGGUGAGCUCUGACAGUGCCUGGUACACAGCCACAGCCAUUAACAAAGCUGGAAGAGAUACCACUCGCUGCAGGGUCAACAUUGAGGUGGAUGUUGCGGCACCUGAUCCGGAGAGGAGACUCAUUAUCACCAAGGGAACCUACAAGGCCAAGGAAAUUGCAGCUUCAGAGUUGGAAUCCCUACAUCUCCGUUAUGGUCAAGAGCAGUGGGAGGAAGGUGACUUAUAUGACAAGGACAAGCAGCAGAAACCACAGUUUAAGAAGAAGUUGACUUCCGUCAGGCUGAAGCAUUCUGGUGUUGUCCACUUUGAAUGCAGACUGACCCCUAUUGGUGAUCCCACUAUGGUGGUUGAGUGGUUGCAUGAUGGCAAACCCCUGGAAGCUGCAAACAGAUUGCGCAUGAUUAAUGAAUUUGGCUACUGUAGUCUUGAAUUUGAAGUUGCCUAUGCCAGAGAUAGUGGUGUCAUCACUUGCAGAGCCACUAACAAGUUUGGAGUUGACCAGACCUCAGCUACACUGAUUGUAAAGGAGGAGAAGAGCCUUGUUGAGGAGACUCAGUUACCUGAGGGCAGGAGGGGAAUACACAGAAUUGAUGAGAUGGAGCGCAUGGCUCACGAGGGAGGUCCUUCUGGAGUCACUGCAGAUGAGUAUUCAGAGAAGUCAAAGCCUGAAAUUGUCCUUCUUCCCGAGCCAGCAAGAGUGUUGGAAGGUGAAAUUGCAAGAUUCCGUUGCAGAGUGAUUGGUUAUCCUACACCUAAGGUCAACUGGUACCUCAAUGGGCAGCUCAUUUGCAAGAGCAAGAGAAUGAGACUUCGCUAUGAUGGCAUUUACUAUCUUGAGAUUAUCGAUAUCAAGUCAUAUGAUGCAGGAGAUGUCAAAGUGGUAGCAGAGAACCCUGAGGGCACAGCUGAGCAUAUGGUGAAGCUGGAGAUCACACAGAAAGAGGACUUCAGAUCUAUUCUCCGUCGCGUUCCUGAACCAAAGGCACACACUACUGAACAUGGAAGAGUUAGCUUUGAAGUUGUGAAAGUUGAUAGAUCUGCUGAUGCCCAGCCAAAGGAAGUUGUCAAACUGAGGAAGACUGAAAGAGUCAUUCAUGAGAAGUCCACAGAGGAGACAGAUGAGUUGAAGAGUAAAUUUAAGCGCAGGACAGAGGAAGGUUAUUAUGAAGCCAUCACUGCUGUGGAGCUCAAGUCCAGAAGAAAGGAUGAGUCCUAUGAGGAUAUGCUUAGGAAGAGGAAGGAAGAACUGCUUCACCAUCAGAAACUGUUGUCUGAGGCUGAGAAGAAGAAAGAGUUGGAGGAGGGAAAACUCACCAUCCCCACAAUCAAACCAGAGAAAGUACAGCUCUCUCCCAGCAUGGAAGCUCCAAAGAUCUUGGAACGUAUUGCAAGCCAGACCGUGUCUCAGACCGAGGAAGUUCGCUUCAGAGUCAGAGUUGUCGGCAAACCGGAACCUGAGUGCCAGUGGUUCAAGAAUGGAAUCCUGCUGGAGAAGACAGAUCAUAUUUACUGGUUCUGGCCUGAAGACCAUGUAUGUGAAUUAGUGGUCAGAGAUGUCACAGCAGAAGACUCUGCUAGCAUCAUGGUCAAAGCCGUGAACAUUGCUGGAGAGACUUCAAGCCAUGCAUUCCUGCUGGUGCAAGGUAAAUUAUAUAUUUCAAUGCAUAUGAAGCUUGUAUUCUACAAAUAGUUUAAAGAUGUAAUUUUGCAUAAAUAAAUAUAGAGAACUCUUCUAUGUCUUCCUUGAAAAAGCAUGUUAAAUGUGUCUUUCCUCUGUUUCACUUUAGCCACGACAGUUAUUAGCUUUACUCAACAACUAGAGGAUGUGGAAGCUAAAGAGAAGGACACCAUGGCGACCUUUGAGUGUGAGACCAGUGAGCCUUUUGUUAAAGUCAAAUGGCUGAAGAACAAUGCAGAGAUUUUCUCUGGAGAUAAAUACAGGAUGCGCUCAGACAGAAAGGUUCAUUUCCUUUCUGUACUGAUCAUCAACAUGAAGGACGAUGCAGAAUACAGUUGUGCUGUUGUUGAAGAUGACCACAUCAGGACCACUGCCAGACUCUAUGUGGAAGGUUAGCAGUUUUUCUUACUAUACUCACUUUUACAGAUGUCGUAUAUGAUGAAUGGUGGUAAUAUUGCUGAUGAACAAAAAGUCCGUUAUGCUGCAUCGUGUCAGAAGUUUUUAUUCAUACCACGAGGUUACAGCAUAAAUUCACAGACACGCGUUGCCUGGAGAACGCCUCCCAGAUUGUUAUGGUCGUUCUGUCGUCUCAUCGUUUAACUCCUAUUUAUAAACAAUGCAAAGGGAGGGGCUACUCCCUCUUCUGGCCAAUCACCAGUCUCCCCUCGGGCGUCACCCUCCAAGCGGCACAUUUCAAAUAACAUCAUAAAACAUCCCCCCUUUGGCCUGAACAACCAACAUUCCAUUUCGUCAUGAAAAACAUUUAACAAAGGCAUAAUCUUCAGAUACGAUAUUCCCCCCUUUCGAGACGAAAUAAACGUCUCGAAAACAAACAGAAUAAGAUUAUGACUAUUAACCAUUUAUCUCAUUGAAUAUCUUUAACAUUAAACCAAACCCAUUCUCCUCUUGAGUGUAAAUACCUUUCUAUGAAAUACCUGUUUAUGGAGUGUAAAUACAUUGCUAUGACAUAUGAACAACUAUUUAUGAAGUAUGAACACAUUACUAUGAAUUAUGAACAACUGUUUCUGAAGUAUGAACACAUUACUAUGAAUUAUGAAGAAAUCUCUAUGGAGUGUGAGAGCGAAAAACUGUCCAGCAGCCAUCCAUCCAUAUCAAUCAAGACAGUAAAAUUCUCUCACCGUCCCUCUGCCCCAGGCAACCACCGUCGGUACUCCAGAUAACCUCAUAACUCAUGUAAAUGCAUUUGAAACUAUGAUGUAAUUAAAUACCCAUGUAAACAAAAUCCUAUCCAUAAAUAUCCACUCUCAGGCUGGUCAACCCAUAGGACCUGAAAGGGAAUCUCUCCCUGCUUAAACAUUCUGUCCCUAACCCCAUCGAAAUAAACAAAAGCAUCUACGAUCCUCAUCUGCAUUCAAUAACAUCAAACAUAAUUCUACUAAAAUCAAUACCUAAGAAUAUGACACAAUUAUGUAUUACACAUCAAAUAUGUCUAUAUUUCAUUGCAGACACUGGAAUGUAGUCCACUACACUUCCUCUUCCUGUAGUGUCCUCUUCCAAUGGACUUGUUGAUGAUGGAAUCAGCCACACCAUCCUUGUUUCCUCUCCUCCAGUCAUAUUGUCUUUGUUUGAGUAUUCCAAUCUCCACAUGCUUCUCCCACAUGCUUCUGGAAUGACAAGAAAAUAAACGACCAAACAGUAUCCUUUGCAAAACAACCACUUUCAAAUUAAACCUCCAUUUCACCUAAGAAUUUAAAAAAUGAUACAUAAAUGAUGCAUGAAUCACAUUAUCCAUUCCCCCCUUUGAUUCAUAAAUCACACUAAAAAUCAUACUAAUAUUGAAAAACCAAUUUGAAAAAUCAUAAAAUAAUCCAAAAUGAUAUUUAUCCAUUCAGUAGUCCAUCUAGACCCCCUCGUCCGUCUUCGUCCAGAUCCGGAACAGUCAACACCGGCAUCUGAGUGUUGUCUCCAGGCACCACUUCUCCAACCUAUCUCAAUCUCAUAACUUUCUCAAAAGUCAGUACAAACAUCACACAGUGUUAUCAAAGCUUAUUAUCUUCCCAAAUGUUACACCAUACCAUGAAUGAAGUCCCCCCUUCUCCCUUAAACUUAUUCUUCAAUGAUAGGCUUGAAGACUAUGACAUGUCGCCAUGUGUCUGCUAAAUGACUAAAAUGUAAAUGUAAUGUCACCCUUUUAACCCUAGAUUUAGCUGUGUCCAAUGCUAUCCCUCUUAUAAUGGUAAAACCUCAUAUGGAAGCUUAAACGUUGACCUGUAACAAUAUCCUAUCCCCCAUAGGGUAAGAAUAUACUCUAUCAUAAUUUCCCCUUAUCCUCUAAAAUUCCCAUAGUCACAUUGUCAGUCAAAAGCUAAUCUUUUAACCAUCAAAGUCCUGCUCUUCUUACUACCUGAUAUAUAAAAAGUAACCUAUUAUUUGUCAUUACUACCCUUAAGGUCAUACUUAUCCAAAGUUAUCAUCUAACAUCCCAAUCUGAUCUUUCCAUAAACAUACCCCUUACCUCAUAUGUUUUAUUAGAACAAACACCACUUUUAUCCCUCAAUAUUUCACCUGAAUACUUAAGGUUUCCACUGUUACCUGACUUCACAUCUAACAAUUCCCAUAGGGUAAUCCAUUUACCCAAGAACACUUAAACCCUACUGUUUUGACAACAACAUUAUUUUAUCUGUCAAUGACUGUUGCCAAUUCCACAGUUAUGACAAAGCUCAAAACUGAUCCACACCUGACAGAGGCUGCGCAACCGUCUAACAGGUCCUGGAUGGAAUUCUCAACAGACAUGGACCCUCAAGAUUCCUCACUGAUUCUUACAGAAUGAGUUAAUCUAUCUCUAAUUUUCACAACAGAGGAACGAGCAGCACUGAUCAGAUGCCCCCCCCCCUCUGUCAUCAAAAUCAAAAGACCCCAUACUGCAGCUUCCAUGAUGAAUCUCUAUUCUCCAUUUCAGAUUAAUCUAUAUUGUUUCUAUCUGCUCUAUUUUAACCCCAUUCGUACCAUAACCUCCUGAGUCCCUCUUGCUACCUCUUUAAUUUCAGAACAAUUGUUGUCAGUAUCCUACUCCUAUAUUUGCUAUUGCCAUAGUAUCAUUAAUCCCUUCCAAAGUUACCCUUAAAGUAGUUGAUUUAGCUGCUGUAUCAACCCUAAUUACUUCUAGUGCAAAAUUUCCCAUUAUCCUCUGUGUAUUAUCUACUGUUGGAGUGACUACUGUCCAUUCAGUUCUACUCCUCCUGAACUCCCUUAAUGACUGUGAAAACUUCCACAGACUUCAAAUCUUCCAUUAUAAGCGUUACUUUAUGAAUUACAUGGCCCUUUAACCAAUAAUUCCUAACCGAAACAAAUUCUAAUGCUUGCCCUAAAUAAGUACACAUAUAUUCUCCCUAACCUUUCUCUAUAAUAUUACGCAACAUAAGUGAACAGUCACUCCUAACCCUAUUCCAAACUAUACCUCAUUCUACUCCUGGUCCUGAUAACAAUACUUAUUCUCCAUAUUUAUCUCUCCAUAUGAGAGAAACGUCCCCAUCUUAAACCCUAAUAAGUAUUUUUCCCCCUAAAAUUGGUGCUGUACUGGUUCCCUUAUAAUCAAAUGCAAUAUGUUUAUGACUUUAAUACCUAUCAAUGUUGAAAGAGUUAAAUUGCUUCUCCCUGUUGUUCUAAUAAACUGAAGUGUUAAUGUCCUUAUUUACUCCUAGUUUUCCCAUAAGACUUUGAACUCCUUCCUUGUACUUCCAUCUAUCACCCCUAGUGUCACUUUUUCCCCCUUUCAGUUCUACCUCUAAACUUUAAACCUCCUGAUUAUAACAAAAUACACCUAUAAUGACCUUGAUCUCCCUACUGGACAGUGUCAUUCAUUACUGUUCUCUCUCUGUCUUACUACUAACUUUGAAACUUAGCUUACUGUCUCAGAGUCCCUUCAACCUAGCCUACCCCUAACUUAUUUUAAUCUAAUCUUUUCUCUCAUAACAUUUAAAACCUUUUCCCCUGAUCUAUUGACAAAAUCUCUUACCACCAAAUUUUUAGAAUAUGUGAUUGGGAAAGUUCCCCACCUGCUUCUGACUCAUUACACACAGACUUGGCAAAACCGACUAAACACCUUUUAGCCUAACCUCAAAUCUCUUAGUGUAAGAAUGUAACCCAAAAUAACAGUCACCCCUAUUAAGGUUUUUCCCAGACAGAUUGUCUAACAGGCAAUCUAAUACAUUAUCAUCCUUCCUAUGAUAUUUAUCUUUUAAGCAAAUGACUCCCCAAAAACCCUACUUCUUAAAAUAGUCUCCCAGACAGUCAGUCGUCUAUUGUGCCUCUGAUUGAAUACUUCAAUUUACACCAUGCAUCUCUUCCCAACACUGCCAUAACAGCAUCUUCUAAUAUUAGUAUGUCUCUUUUACUUCCUCUUUGACUUUUAUAGCAGAGCUCAAUUGAUUCCCUAAGAGUAAUUAAACUAUUUUACUACUUCCAAUCCCUAUCCUAACCUAAUUAGUUUAUUUUACAGAGUGAUAUGUUUAACCUUUUUAGACUGAACCCCGAUAAGUUUUUCCCCUAUUCACUAUCACUUCUAAUUGUCGGUUGUUUCAACUGUUAGCUAUUUUCUCUUCUUCUCUAAUCGAUGCUCUCAGCAAUGCACCCCCCCUUCAUCUCUUCUAGAACAGGUGAUCUUUUUCUCCUUCAUCUUCCUCUGUUGUUUUCUCCUGUUCUUGUUGCAUGAACAUGUAAAGUACCCAAUCUGUCCAUAAUUAUACCAGUCUUCUGAAAGUUGCUGAAAGUGUAGCUGAAAUAUUCCUCCUUCUUCUUUGUUCUUCUCCCUCUCCAAUUCUGUGUCUGUCCAGAAACUGACAGUCGAUAUGGAACAUCUGGUCCCCCCUUGGCGGGUACAAUUGCCUUUGAUAUUGUUCAGUUGAAGCUGUAACAGUGAUUGUUGAUUUGAUUCACUCUGAUUCUUCAUAACCAACACUUAUUUUCUUCUUCUCCACCACCAGUUAUAAGUUGUAUUUGCUUGAGUUUUCUUCGUCCGGUUCUUCUCAUCGUUGACAUAUCAGUAUUCUUCAACCUUAGUUCCAAGUUCUGUCCUCGAAAUAUCAUCUUCCAUCAUCUUCUUACUAGUGGGCUCUUCUUGACCUCAAUGUGUUCUUCUUCAAUUCUUGGGAUUAAAAAUGUUCUCCGCCGGUUUUCUCCUUGUCUCUUCUAUAUCUUCAGCGUCUCGAGCUGUUCCUCUAGCUCCCUUACCUCUCCCAAAGUCGUCUCUUCCUCCAGGCCUGAUACGCCUCGGUCUAUAUCUCCUAUUUCUUCUUUGCCAGUCAUUGUAGGAUAAAAUCCUCUUGAACAUACAACACCUUUAAUCUCCAAAUCUUCAUCACUUUCUUCAUCAGAACUCGAAUCUCUUGUCUCCUUCGUUCAACUUUCAUCAGAGAUCAAGUCUCCAGUAUCCUUCUUUCCUCUCUUGCCACUUCCUUCUGAUCAGAGUCAUAUCCACCCAUGACCUCUCUCAAUCACUCAUCUUCAUCCUCCUCAUCUCCUUAAGUUCCCAGACAUCCCAUUUUCUUCAGUCUUCUGAAUUCAUCUUCAUCGUUGUUUCUGCUCGUAUUCAUCUUCAUCUCUGAUGCCAUAAUCACCCUGCUAGAUGAUCAUUGUAAGCUGAGAAUAAACAUCCCUAAGCUCUACUUUUUAAACCUAUCUUAUCGCUGACAUAUUUUAUCAAUUUUUGUUUGAGAAUGAAGGGCAACUUUUGUUUCACUUGCCGGAUAACCUAGCAACACUUUAAUUAAAGGAUUACCCCUAUUUCCACCCGUGAAAUGACUCUCAUAGUCCUGAUAUCUUUUUCCCCAUUGUAACACCCUUUUAUAUUCCUUUAUUGUGAACUAUCUUAUUCUAGACUGUAUAAGUUAUAUAGGCUUCCCCCCUUAAAUUAUUAAUAUAACCCUAACAACCUUCAAAAAAAAAAAAAAAAAAAAAAAAAAUUUUUUUUUCCUCCUCCCAAAAAAAAAUUAAAUAAAAUAAAAUAUGAAUAUUAAAAACAUUCAAUUAAAUGCCUUAUUCAAAAACCCUUUAAUUAAAAAUAAAAACCCAUUAAAAACUCAAUUAAAAAUUAUGAAUAAUUUAAAACCAAUUUUUUAUUCCUAUAUCACCAAUUUAUCAAUUAGUGUUGAGUAUAUUACCACAACCCAUCAAAUGCAAGUAAAUGCAAGUUAGUAAUCUUCAGACUAAAAUACCCAUAAACAAAGCCCAACCUUCAAUACUACAAUACUCCAAUUCCCAUAACCCCUUGCUCCAUUAGCUCUAAUUAUCAUAAAUUUACAGAAGAAUCCUCAAUCCAUCCUGGAUUCCCAACACAUCUGUAAUUAAACCCCAGUGAUGCACAUAGCCUCCAAAAUGCAAUUUUUAAUGAAAUAGUAUUUGCCAAGCCGAUGUAAAAUUGUCAUAACAUCACAUAUCUGGUUAGGAUGAUUUUGUGUACUAGCCUGAUCCGAUCCUCUCCUGCAUCAUGUGAUGUCACGUCAUGUGACGUCACCCCUCCUCUCUCUCGUCUCGCCAUUCCAUGUUCCUCUCAUAUUUCAAAAAACAUAGAAACACACAAGAUUUCAGCAGUUUAUGCAAUUAAUCAAGUUAUCCACAUUCAAUGCAUUAUACUUCGUCAACAUAUAUUUAAUUUAUAAAUUUAAUAGGUCCCAAAACAAGUUUCAUCUUAACCCACCGCCGUUUAUAAACUUAUAAGAUUCGUGUUAAACUCUCCCUGGGCCUAUUUGUUCCGUCGUCUGGGUUCCUCUGUCUCCCCCUGCAGUUUAACCAAUGUGUUGUUUUGCAGAAUCCCACGCAUGCGCAAAUAUCAUUUACUAAAUAGAUCGCUCCAAACCAUUUCAUUUAAUUUUAAUCGUCUUUUAAUUUAAUUAAUUAUACUCCGUCAACAUAUAUUUGAUUUAUAACUUUACCACAUCUCGCCAAAUAGUUUCCCGUUCGAACAACAACCGUUUAACACCUAAGAGAUUUUUCCCCAAAAUCUCUCUUAUUCUGUGACUAUUAUCCCUUGCCGCGUCACAUGGGACCUAUGACCCUUACCCAUAAUGCCGUGCUUUGUAGGCUUAGCACAUAACCACAUGUUGUAGUUUUUAACCCCGUAAAAUCACGCAUGCGCAAAUAUCAUUUUAACCUCAUACUUGAGUCUCAGCAUCCCCUCAUGGUGCCGUAAAACAAAACGUUCCCUAAUCUCGUGCCAUAAACUCCAACUCCCACGUUUGGUACUGUAGUGUCGCAAAAUUAAACGCAUGCGCAUACCCAUUCCUCAAUACAAUUUCACCGUGGAAGAAAGAUUCUCUCUUCUCUCUCCCCAAACAGAAAGAAUAACAGCCAGCUGUAACUUCCCAUUUCCCCUUAUAAUCAAACAACAUUUACCAGCGCUCACAAAAAAUAUAACCUGACUUACAAACACAUAAACAAGUUUAAGAGACUUUCACCCGUCGCAACGGAAUCUCUAAGGAUAUCCGUUAGCAUGUAGCACACAACACAAUUAACCUGUAGCAUUAGCCUUUAGCUUAGCCUAAGGUACACCAUAGCAUGAUUCCCACUUUAGCCUUACAACGAUUAACCUGAGCAACGAUGUACCACGUGGCCUGAAACAAUCAAGCCUUAGCUUCAGCCUCUAGCCAACUGUGGCCUACUAGCUAUACCAAUGAACACCCUGCACCGUGGCCAAAUAAAUAAUCGUCCAAUUCUCUCCCCGUCUAACUUUUUGUUGCCUUGAAAGAUGAAUCUCAUAUCAAGCGGUUAUCCCCAAACCAAUUUCCCGUCGACCAGAGGCGGAGUAUAACAUAAAUACACCAAUUCACUUCAUAAUUCCCGCUUAAGAAAUCAACCUGAUUCAGUCUAACUAAGCCCAGGAUUUGUAGCCCACUUAAUAAUAAUAAUAAUUAUUAUUACAAGUCGCCUCGUUUCGAGGUCUUUUCCGUAUUCCCGGUGCCCUAAUUAUGCAGAUAUCUCCCAACAUAUAUUCUCUACCAAUCCAUUGUCACCCGUUACCAAUGAAUUAUACACGUUCAAUACUUAAAUCCUACCGUUUAAUGCUCUAAAUUCCAAUUAACUGUCGUUUCCGAUGAAAUAAAUUUAGCAGACUUCAGUCGACCAGCAACAAACACCACCUGAGGCCAGGUCAUAUGGAACAUCCCCUCAAUGUACACAAGUCAUAUCCAAUCUAACAAACUCCGAAGCGGUAAGAACACACUCACCCUUUUUCGGCCAUGCUUCAGAGAGAGUUAGGCCGGCGGUUGACUGAAACAAAGAGGAGACGCAAACCCAUGCCCCACGUUGGGCGCCAUUAUGUCGUAUAUGAUGAAUGGUGGUAAUAUUGCUGAUGAACAAAAAGUCCGUUAUGCUGCAUCGUGUCAGAAGUUUUUAUUCAUACCACGAGGUUACAGCAUAAAUUCACAGACACGCGUUGCCUGGAGAACGCCUCCCAGAUUGUUAUGGUCGUUCUGUCGUCUCAUCGUUUAACUCCUAUUUAUAAACAAUGCAAAGGGAGGGGCUACUCCCUCUUCUGGCCAAUCACCAGUCUCCCCUCGGGCGUCACCCUCCAAGCGGCACAUUUCAAAUAACAUCAUAAAACAUCCCCCCUUUGGCCUGAACAACCAACAUUCCAUUUCGUCAUGAAAAACAUUUAACAAAGGCAUAAUCUUCAGAUACGAUACAGACUUCAACAGUUCAUUUCAACUGUGAAAAUAGUGAAGUUGGAAUACAUUAAUUAUAAAACAGUAACUCUGAAACAGUUAAAUGUAAAAUGUUCUUAUUGUGCAGGUGCUUCACUGUCAAUUGUGAAGAGGCUGGAGAACAUUGAAGUGCCUGAGACCUACUCUGGAGAGUUUGAGGUUGAAUUGUCUCGUGAGGAUGCUGAAGGUACAUGGCACUUCAAUGACAAGGAAAUCACUCCCAGCAGCAAAUAUGUUACCUCCUCCCGCCGUGGACACCAUGCCUUGUCUGUCAAAGACAUCAAGAAAGAAGAUCAGGGAAAAUAUACAUUCAAAAUUGCCGAUAUGCAGACCAGUGCCUCCCUGAAGAUGAAACGUGAGUUAUGACUUUGUUAUUAGUGUGGUUAGCUUCUUCUCUUCGAGUCACUGUCAAGACAACCAUUACUGUUGAAAAAGUGGGAUGAACAGCGUAACAAUGUCAUUGUCUUUUCCUUUAGUGCGCCCUGUGACACUGACGCAACCCCUCACUGACCUGACGAUCUGCGAGGGUGACAUCGCUCAAUUAGAAGUGCGAUUCUCUCAGGAAAACGUUGAGGGAACAUGGAUGAAGAAUGGCCAAGCAUUCUCUGCCACAGAUCGCAUCCACAUCGUUAUCGACAAACUGGUCCACAAGCUGCUUGUUGAAAAUGUGAGCAGAGAUGAUGCUGCAACAUACUCCUUCUUUGUCCCAGCUCAGGAUAUCGCAACCUCUGGGAAGUUGAACAUUCAAAGUAAGCAACUUUUAUCAGUCUGACUAUAUUCAAUUAUAUAAUUGUAUUGUGAAUCAUCAGGUUUUGAAAAUGAUAUUUUUUCCCCGUUUUACAGCGAUUGAUAUUUUGAGCCCACUCACUGAUGUUACUGCAGUUGAGGGUACCAAGGCUGUUAUGGAGGCUAAAAUAUCUGCUGCUGAUGUUACCUCCGUGAAAUGGUUACGCAAUGACAAGCUUGUGAUGGCCAGUGAGAGAAUCCAGAUGCUUGCAAAGGGAUCCAAACAGUGCUUGGUAUUCCACAGGACAUUUGCUGCUGAUGAAGGAACCUACAAGCUAUGUGUUGGCAAAGCUGACUCUAGCUGUAAACUGACUAUUGAAAGUAUGUUUUUUCAUUGUGUGUGUUGCAAGUUCAUUCAGACCCCAUUUAUACAGACCCUAUUCAACUUAUUUUGUUAUUUUACAGAAAUUCAUAUCGUGAAGCAUAUGGAGGAUCAAGUUUGCACAGAGACCCAGAAUAUAACAUUUAAAGUUGAGGUUUCCCACCCUGGCAUUGCCGCUGUGUGGACCUUCAAGAAACAAGAACUCAAAGCUGGUCCAAAGCACAAGCUUGAGGCCAAGGGCAAGAAUUACAGCCUGACAGUCAUUAACACCAUGAAGGAUGAAGAGGGGCAAUACACAUUUUCUGCUGGUGAACAGACAUCCAGUGCUAAGAUUACUGUGUCAGGUAUGUUUAACGUCUUCAUGAUAUUGUACAUAAACUCCUUCUGAAAAGAUGAAUUGAUUUCCACUGCCCUGACUCAAAGUUGUCUGCUGAGUUGGAACCAAUUAGGGUGUUUUCACAUAUAGUCCUCUUUAAAAGAACCAAUCUCAGUCCUCUUUAAAGUGAUCUCUGGGAUAAAAAAGAGCAAAAGAACACAGUUCUCUUUGUAUUCACACUGCCCUUGCCUUUGAAUGAGGACUCAACUCUUUUGCCAGUUCACUUCACCUAUUUUGUGGUCCGAGUGUCUCUUUGCAUUCACAGUGCUAUGUUUAGAAAGGAACCAAGAUCUUUUUCCAACAUUCACUCAAUGCACUCUGGGUUUCUACAAAGUGCAGGACAAGCCAUUCCAUCAGAAUGUGUUAUCGUACAGCUAGAUAUACCUACUUACAUUUUGGAAGCUAAUAGACUGCAUUUAGUGAAAAGAUAAUAAUUGUAAUCAGAAGAUACUAUUAACAUGUAAAUAUUAUUGGUAACAUAAUAAAUAGCAGAAGAAUAAAUACAGAUUAAAUAAUACUGUAAUUUAAAAUUGUACACCCAAUGUAAGCUACUAACCCUUUAAGAACUAGAAUUGAUUUUGUACCCUGUUGUGAUUCUCACCAAAUAUGUUGUUGUCUUCUCACACUAUUCAACCCACACAAUCGAAUAAACAGUUUAUGAAGCUCUCUUAGCCUAAAGGUCACAUAUUGCAAACAAAUAAUCGGAACUAAAAAUACCACAUAUAUUUAGGAAAUACAGUGCCUUAGACCACUGCGCCACUCAGGAGGCCACAUCAUCCUCUUCUCUCUUUUGUGGCACCAAUGUGAAGGUUUAUGGCAGGGGAAACGGUGUUGCAGUAGUGUAGUGUGUGGUGCAGAAUAAUGACAAGUUAAACUGGGGAGCUUUGUGUUCACAUUGCCCUAAAAAAGGGAACUGGACCACGGAAUUCAAGUGAUCUGAACUCAGACCAACUCUCGAGAUGGUCUCCGUUUGGUUUGCUUUGGGGGCAUUUUUGAGGGGUCUCAGUUCCUUUAGAGUGUUCACACUGCACAAAAAAAUAAGCGAACCGCACUGAGUUCACAAAAAUUGGCUGAAAGGGACCAAGUCUAAAAACAUACUUUAGUUCCUUAUUUCCAUCAUAUUAAUGUUUAUAACUCCACCUUUCACUACCACUUUCACUUUUAGCCUGUUAUAUAUAACUAAACAUGUCUCCAUGUUCCCAGGUGGUGCCAUAAACAGACCACUCCAGGACGUGACUAUGGCUGAGUCUCAGACAGCUGAGCUGGAGUGUGAGGUGGCCAACCCAACUGCUGAGGGCAAGUGGCUGAAGGAUGGACAACCUGUGGACUUCAGUGACAAUGUCAAACAUGUGAAAAAUGGAGCUGUCAGACGUCUUGUUAUUACCAUAACUACACCCCAGGACAUCGGUGAAUACACUUACCAGGUUGCAAACUCCAAGACAACAGCCAUCCUGAGGGUUGAGGGUAGGUGUUACAUUCUGAGCAGAAAUAUUUUGUUUAUUUUCAACUGGCAUUAAUAUAUGACUAUUAUAUGAUUACUAUAUGCCUGCUGUUAUGUAAUGUUUAUGUUUGAUUUCAUAGCUGUGAAAGUCAAGAAGACCCUGAAGAACCAAACUGUCACUGAGACACAGGAAGCAAAGUUCAGUCUCGAGCUCAGCCACAAGAAUGUGAAGGGUUCACAAUGGAUUAAGAAUGGUGUAGAGAUCCAACCUAGUGAGAAAUAUGAAAUCACAAUUGAUGGCAUGAUCCACACCUUGAAGAUCAAGAACUGCGACACACGCGAUGAAUCAGUUUAUGGAUUCAAACUUGGACAACUAUCUGCUAAUGCCAGAUUGAACGUUGAGAGUAAGUUAAUAUUUUAACUGUCACAAAUUGAUGUAGACAAUCAAGUAUACAAAUGCAUCUAUACUUGAGAUGUUUCUACUUACCCUUUGAGGUUUUUCACUUUUGUCAAUCUUUUUUUCAGCAAUCAAGAUUGUUAAGAAGCCUAAAGAUGUGACAUCACUAUUGGAUGCCACUGCCUCUUUUGAGCUGAGCCUGUCUCAUGAUGACAUCCCUAUCAAAUGGAUGUUCAAUAACGUUGAGCUUAAACCAAGUGAAAACAUCAAAAUGCUGUCUGAGAGAAAAGCUCACAAGCUGAUCAUCCAGAAUGUGAAGACUAACAACCAUGGAGAGUACACUGUUGUAGUUGGAAACCUGCAAUGCAGCGCAUCUUUAUAUGUUGAAGGUCGGUAUUGCGUUUGUGAUGAAUAGACUAGAGUACUGGAUAUAUGAUUGCUGAAUACUCAAUUGAUACCUUUUACUUAAAUGUUGAUUUUAUGUUAUUUUUCCAGCUCUGCGUGUCACAAAACCUAUCAAGAACAUUGAAGUCCCAGAGACCGAGGUGGCCACUUUUGAAUGUGAAGUUUCACAUUUCAAUGUCCCGUCCACCUGGCUGAAAAAUGGAGUGGAGAUCGAAAUGAGUGAAAAGUUCAGGAUUGUGGUGCAGGGCAAACUUCACCAGCUCAAGAUUAUGAACACUAGCAGUGAAGACUCUGCAGAAUACACCUUUGUCUGUGGACAUGACAGAGUCUCUGCCACUUUGACCGUCAAUGGUAAGUUUCCUCUUCAUUAUCAAGGAAGUAAUCCCUAAUCAUCUUGUCAGUAUUGAUCGUAACAUUUUAAUUUUUUCCUUAGCCAUUUUGAUCACUGACAUGCUGAAAGACCUCAAUGCACAGGAGAAAGACACCAUCACAUUUGAAGUAAAUGUCAACUAUGAGGGCAUCACCUACAAGUGGCUCAAGAAUGGUGUUGAGAUUCGUUCCACUGACAGAUGCCAGAGCCGCACCAAACAGCUAACUCACUCUCUCACCAUCCGAAAUGUUAAUUUUGGUGAUGGUGCAGAGUAUAAGUUUGUGGCUGGUUCUGCUGCGUCAUCAGCAAAGCUUUAUGUUGAUGGUAUGUUCUUAUUUUUCUUCAAUUUUCUAAAACAAGGUUUCCUUUAUAUUUCACAAUCUUAUUUCUGUGCCCUCUUUGUGUUUUAGCUCGUGUUGUUGAAUUCACCAAGCAUAUCAAAGGUAUCAAGAUCACAGAGAAGAAGAAGGCCACUUUUGAAUGUGAGAUCUCUGAGCCUAAUGCUCAGGUGAUAUGGAUGAAAGAUGGACAGGAGCUGGACAUUUCCGAAAGGUAUGUCUUAUUACCAGGAAUAUUAAACCUGGUGAAGAUAGUAAUGGAUAUCAUAAUAUUCUACAACGGGUUGGUCAAAACAAGCAUUGUGAUUGGUUGACACAUGUUCGAAGCCAUACUAAAAAACCUGUUUAGCAGGGGUAAGCCUAUGACGCAAAAAUGGGAAUCUUGUUUUGUGUUUUGUGUUCCAUCUGAGAAAUCCCUACCAUCCACUGUCUCAUCAGCUCAGCCAGACAAUUAAUUAACUUGAUCUCCACUGUAAAAGGCAUCUACAGUGGCUUGCGAAAGUAUUCACCCCCCUUGGCAUUUUUCCUAUUUUGUUGCCUUACAACCUGGAAUUAAAAUGGAUUUUUGGGGGGUUUGUAUCAUUUGAUUUACACAACAUGCCUACCACUUUGAAGAUGCAAAAUAUUUUUUCUUGUGAAACAAACAAGAAAUAAGACAAAAAAACAGAAAACUUGAGCAUGCAUAACUACGGCUUAAAGUGGUCCUAUGGACAGAUACUCCAAUCUCCGCUGUGGAGCUUUGCAGCUCCUUCAGGGUUAUCUUUGGUCUCUUUGUUGCCUCUCUGAUAAAUGCCCUCCUUGCCUGGUCCGUGAGUUUUGGUGGGCGGCCCUCUCUUGGCAGGUUUGUUGUGGUGCCAUAUUCUUUCCAUUUUUUUAUAAUGGAUUUAAUGGUGCUCCGUGGGAUGUUCAAAGUUUCUGAUAUUUUUUUAGAACCCAACCCUGAUCUGUACUUCUCCACAACUUUGCCCCUGACCUGUUUGGAGAGCUCCUUGGUCUUCAUGGUGCCGCUUGCUUGGUGGAGCCCCUGGCUUAGUGGUGUUGCAGACUCUGGGGCCUUUCAGAACAGGUGUAUAUAUACUGAGAUCAUGUGACACUUAGAUUGCACACAGGUGGACUUUAUUUAACUAAUUAUGUGACUUCUGACGGUAAUUGGUUGCACCAGAUCUUAUUUAGGGGCUUCAUGCACGCACCACUUUUCCGUUAUUAAUUUUUUCGAAUUCUUUGAAAGAAGUUAUUUUUUUCACCUAUUUGUACUAUUUUGUGUAUAUCCAUUACAUGAAAUCCAAAUAAAAUUCCAUUGAAAUUACAGGUUGUAAUGCAACAAAAUAGGAAAAAUGCCAAGGGUGAUGAAUACUUUUGCAAGGCACUGUAGACAUUAUUUCCCCUUUCUUCUAGCCUAACAUUUGGUUUGCACUGUCCAAUUGACAAUUAAGGUGUCAGGAGAAGACUGACAUCUUUCUAAGCCAGUCGAUAUCAUGAAUCAGCAUAAUUUUUAUGGAUAAAUAUACAAGAAAUGUCAAAAGAAAAAUAGGUCAAAUGAAAUGCAGCUACUUGGCUGUUAUUCUAGCUGCACAGUUUGACGUGACUAUGUUAGCCGUAGUUGGCUAGCUAGUAAGCAAGGGAUAAGAGCGUUGCCAGCCAGCAUGGCAACAGCACAUUUAGAACGAACGACUGGGUCGCGUCCAUACAUCGGCAGGACAGAGAUGAGGGGCGGGGGUGUGUGUCUAUUUGUUAAUAACAGCUGGUGCGCGAUGUCUAAUAUUAAAGAAGUCUCGAGGCAUUGCUUGCCUGAGGUAGAUACCUUAUGAUAAGCUGUAGACCACGCUAUCUACCAAGAGAGUUCCCAUCUAUAUUAUUCGUAGCUGUCUAUUUACCACCACAAACCGAUGCUGGAACUAAGACCGCACUCAACGAGCUGUAUAAGGUCAUAAGCAAACAAGAAAAUGUUCAUCCAGAAGCGGCGCUCCUAGUGGCCGGGACUUUAAUGCAGGCAAACUUACAUCCGUUUUCUACCAGCAUGUCACAUGUGCAUCCAGAGGGAAAAAAACUCUAGACCACCUUUACUCCACACACAGAGACGCAUACAAAGCUCUCUCUCGCCCUCCAUUUGGCAAAUCUGACCAUAAUUAUAUCCUCCUGAUUCCUGCUUACAAGCAAAAACUAAAGCAGGACGUACCAGUGACUCGCUCAAUACGGAAGUGGUCAGAUGACGCGGAUGCUACGCUACAGGACUGUUUUGCUAGCACAGACUAGAAUAUGUUACGGGAUUCAUCCAAUGUCAUUGAGGAGUAUACCACCUUAGUCAUCGGCUUCAUCAAUAAGUUCAUCGACGACGUCGUCCCCACAGUGACAUAAACCCAACCAGAAGCCAUGGAUUACAGGCAACGUCCGAAUCGAGCUAAAGGCUAGAGCUGCUGCUUUCAAGGAGCUGGACACUAAUCUGGACGCUUAUAAGAUAUCCCGCUACGCCCUCAGACGAACCAUGAAACAGGCAAAGCGUCAAUACAGGAUUAAGAUUGAAUCCUACUACACCGGCUCUGACGCUAGUCGGAUGUCGCAGGGCUUGAAAACUAUUACCGACUACAAAGGGAAACCCAGCCGCAAACUGCCCAGUGACGCGAGCAGACCAGAUGAGCUAAAUGCCUUUUAUGCUCGAUUCGAGGCAAGCAACACUGAUGGCUGUGUGAUAACGCUCUCGGUAGCCAAUGUGAGCAAGACCUUUAAACAGGUCAACAUUCACAAAGCCAUGGGGCCAGACGGACUACCAGGACAUGUACUCAAAGCAUGCGCGGACCAACUGGCGAGUGUCUUCACUGACAUUUUCAACCUCUCCCUGACCGAGUCUGUAAUACCUACAUGUUUCAAGCAGACCACCAUAGCCCUGUGCCCAAGGAAGCGAAAGUAACCUGCCUAAAUGAUUACCGCCCCGUAGCACUCACGUCGGUAGCCAUGAAGUGCUUUGAAAGGCUGGUCAUGGCUCACAUCAACAGCAUCAUCCCGAAUCCCCUAGACCCACUCCAAUUCGCAUAUAGCCCCAACAGAUCCACAGAAGACGCAAUCUCAAACGCAUUCCACACUGCCCUUUCCCACCUGGACAAAAGGAACACCUAUGUGAGAAUGCUGUUCAUUGACUACAGCUCAGCGUUCAACACCAUAGUGCCCACAAAGCUCAUCACUAAGCUAAGGACCCUGGGACUAAACACGUCCCUCUGCAACUGUAUCAUGGACUUCCUGACGGGCCGCCCCCAGGUGGUAAGGGUAGGCAACAACACGUCUGCCAUGCUGAUCCUCAACACUGGGGCCCCUCAGUGGUGCGUGCUUAGUCCCCUCCUGUACUCCCUGUUCACCCACGACUACAUGGCCAAACCCAACUCCAACACCGUCAUUAAGUUUUCUGACGACACAACAGUGGUAGGCCUGAUCACCGACAACGAUGAGACAGCCUAUAGGGAGGAGGUGAGAGACCUGACAGUGUGGUGCAAGGACAACAACCUCUCCCUCAAUGUGAGCAAAACAAAGGAGCUGAUCGUGGACUACAUCGACGGGGCUGUAGUGGAGCGGGUCGAGAGUUUCAAGUUCCUUGGUGUCCACAUCACCAGCAAACUAUCAUGGUCCAAACAUCAUGGUCCCCUCAGGAGACUGAAAAGAUUUGGCAUGGGUCCCCAGAUCCUCAAAACGUUAUACAGCUGCACCAUCAAGAGCAUGCUGACCGUUUGCAUCACUGCCUGGUAUGGCAACUGCUCGGCAUCUGACCGUAAGGCGCGACAGAGGGUAGUACGUACAGCCCAGUACAUCAAUGGGGCCAAGCUCCCUGCCAUCCAGGACCUAUAUACUAGGCGGUGUCAGAGGAAAGCCCAAAAAUUGUCAAAGACUCCAGUCACCCAAGUCAUAGACUGUUCUCUCUGCUAUCGCACGGCAAGCAGUACCGGAGCACCAAGUCUAGGACCAAAAGGCUCAUUAACAGCUUCUACCCCCAAGCCAUAAGACUGCUGAACAAUUAUUGAAAUUGUUCUACCCCCCCCCCCCCCCCAUUUGUUUUUACGCUGCUGCUACACGCUGUCUAUUAUCUAUGCAUAGUCACUUUACCCCUACCUACAUGCACAAAGUACCUCGACUAACCUGUACCCCCGCACAUUGACUCAGUACCAAUACCCCCUGUAUAUAGCCUCGUUAUUGUUCCUUUAUUGUGUUCCUUUGUAUUAUUUUUUACUUUAGUUUAUUUGGUAAAUCUUUUCUUGAACUGUAUUGUUGGUUAAGGGCUUGUAAGUAAGCAUUUCACGGUAAGGUCUACACCUCUUGUAUUCGGCGCAUGUGACAAAUAAAGUUUGAUUUGAUUUUUUGAUAGAGAAUUAAAAGACUUCACGACUGGGUCUCUGGCAACCUAACCAAUAGAAUGAGCGGACAUCUUUUCUCAGCCAGUCAUGAAUCAGCAUCCUUUUAAUGGAUAUAUACAAAGAAAUGUCAAUAGAGAAACAGGUCAAACGACAUGAAAUGCAGCUAUUUUGCUGUCUUACCAGCUUCAGUUUGAAGUGAUUGUGUUAGCUGUGUAGUUCGCUAGCUCCUCUGAACAGUGUCCUGAUGAGAGAGCACAUUCUUUAUGCCAGGCGAAAUCGCACAUCAUCAGCUCAUUGUUGUGGAUGUAUCCAAAACAGCUUAAACAAACUCAAAUGCAGCUACUUUGCUGUUAUUCUAGCUGCACUGUUUGACCUGACUGUGUUAGCCAUAGUUGCCUAGCUAGCAAGCAUGGCAACAGAACAUUUAGAACGAACGACUGGGUCACGUCCAUAGAUAUAGAACAAAAAUACUUAACGACUGCGUCGCGUCUCUGGCAACCUAACAGCAACCAUAGAUGUGUCAGGACUAGGCCUAUACUUACGUUGAUGGAUGAAAUAGUAGCCUAUGAAUACAUUUAUCAAAAUAAAGUUUUUUAUUUAAUUGGUAACCCAUUGUAGAAAAUCAAUUGUACACUCGAGGUUGUACAAAAUGACUUUUUCAGCACGGCUGUGCUGAUCUACGGUACUCGGAUCCGCCUCGUACCUAUGACCACAGCAUAGCCGUGCUAAAAAAGUUGUUUAGCACGCCAUCUCGUGUACAACUGCUUCAAUCAAAUUUUAACUAUUCAUUUGUAUCUUAACUGUUAUUUCUAAAUGCCUUGACAGAUACACUGUAUCCACUGAGAAAUUCCUGCACUGUCUAAUGAUCCAGUCAGUCCGCAUGUCUGAUGCCGGAGAGUACUCUGUAAUUGCUGGGGCAAGCAUAUCAAAGGCUCAUCUCACCGUGGAGGGCAAAGAUGUCCACAUUACAGAGCCUGCUGAGAAGAAAAUGAUGGUGAAUAUAAAUAUGACUCAUUUUUAUAUACAGAAAGAAAAACUAACCUAAAAAAAAUCAAUUUUAACAUUAUUGAUUUAUUAUUAAUUUAUAGGUUGUUGAGAAACAAAAAACAACGUUCGAGUUUGAAGUCAAUGAGGAUGACAUUGAAGGUCGCUGGCUGAGGAACGGCAUUGAGCUCCAGUUUUCCGUUGAUCAGAGGUUCAGCUAUGUAUGCAUUAGAAAGCUCCAUCGUCUGACCAUCUCUGAGACCUACAAAAGUGAUGCAGGAGAAUACACCUUCAUCGCUGGCAGGAACAGGACCGUGGUGACACUUCAUGUCAAC